Mustela erminea (ermine) is the source of this 2450-nucleotide messenger RNA. RefSeq names its product shisa family member 3 (gene SHISA3). Lineage: Eukaryota; Metazoa; Chordata; Mammalia; Carnivora; Mustelidae. Bases 685 to 1401 code for a protein of 238 amino acids. The transcript is spliced from 2 exons. The record is from RefSeq and is a predicted model, not a curated record.
CGCACGGCGCCCGCGGUGAUUAGCUCCAGCGGCGCGACCCAGGAGGGCGGACUCUUUCUUAGCCCUCGCUGUCUCCCCCUCCCUCUUCCUUUUUAAAGGACGCCUUGCAGGCAGAGCUGUCAGCAGCCCCGAGGCCGUUUGUACUUGGCCGCGGCCAGGCCGACUCCUGUUCCCGUGACAGACAGGGGCGGGGGUGGAGGGGCCGCGGGUCCCCGGCGCCCGCACGCGGGGAUCUCAAAUUCUUCCUCCUUCGGGCUCCACUAGGGACCCGGCGACGGCCACGAGGAGGGGCGCUGGGCGGCGCGGGGGUCGCCAGCCCGGGACGCGAUGGCUCCCUUGAGGAGUGGGGUGGGAGGCGGCCGAGGGUUCGGCGCGCCCUUCGCGCCCGCGGCACUAUGAGACCCGCAAAGGGCGGCAGUAGCAGCCCCAGCAGCAGCGUCCGCCGGCGCCUCCCGCGGGCCCCCGCCCUCUUGCCCCCGCGCACCAUGCAGACCCCCGGCCUGCCGAGCCCGCGGCGCAGCCCCUGCCGCCUCCCCGGCCCCCGCUAGCCCGCGCCAAGGGGGGGCCUCGGCCGCCGGGGGGCCAGCCGCCCGAGCCGCGCCCCGGGAGAGGCGGCACCGCUGCCGCCCAGCCCUUCGCUCUCCCGCUGCGUCCCCUCCUGGCCGCCCCGGGCGCCCAGCGGUGAUGGGGGCGCUGCUGGCGCUCUGGCUCCUCCUGGGCUGGCUGCGCUGGAGCCCGGCGGGUGCUCAGCAGUCCGGAGAAUACUGCCACGGCUGGGUGGACGUGCAGGGCAACUACCAUGAGGGCUUCCAGUGCCCGGAGGACUUCGACACGCUGGACGCCACCAUCUGCUGCGGCUCCUGCGCGCUGCGCUACUGCUGCGCCGCGGCCGACGCCAGGCUGGAGCAGGGAAGCUGCACCAACGACCGCGGCGAGCUGGAGCACCCCGGCAUCACCGCGCAGCCCGUCUACGUUCCCUUCCUCAUCGUUGGCUCCAUCUUCAUCGCCUUCAUCAUCCUGGGCUCCCUGGUGGCUGUUUAUUGCUGCACCUGCUUGAGACCCAAGGAGCCCUCACAGCAGCCCAUCCGCUUCUCCCUCCGCAGCUAUCAGACAGAGACCCUGCCCAUGAUCUUGACCUCCACAAGCCUCAGGGCACCUUCCAGACAGUCCAGCACGGCCACCAGCUCUAGCUCCACGGGGGGCUCUAUCCGCAGAUUCUCCUUUGCCAGAGCAGAGCCAGGCUGCCUGGUGCCAUCACCGCCCCCCCCUUACACCACAGGCCACCAAAUCCACCUGACGCAGCCAUCCGGUUUCCUGGUGUCACCCCAGUACUUCACCUACCCGCUCCAGCAGGAGCCCCCGCUGCCUGGGAAGAGCUGUCCGGACUUCAGUUCCAGCUGACAGGCCACAGAGAUAAAUCCAGCCAGCAGGACAACCGGGAAGACAGGUGGAGGGUUGUCGCCAUGGCCACAAGGACUUCUGGGGGAUUUCCCUUGAACCCAGCAAUGUCCCGGAGGAAUGUGCUAGGAAAAUACAGCGCCUUCCUAGUCCUACGCUUCCCCGCUCCGAUCACAGGAUGGGUGUGUUACAGAAUUGCUUUCUGGCUUGCAAAUCAUGGUGAUUAUUACGUUUCAGUUUGCGCUACUUUUAUUCAAAAUAGGGAGCUGCUCAACUUUAAAGUUGCAAAUUGGCUGAAGAUGUGUUACUGGACAGCUCAGCUAUACUGUUUAGAAAAGGCCUAUGUGUUCUUUUUUUCAACCUAAGUUGUUUAGUGAGUCAUAAUACACAUCUAUACAUCAACAAGCAAAGAAAAACACCUGAUGGUAAUUAUUGAAAGUUCUUUUUAAAAAAAAUUAACAAAUCAGCAACAUGAGGGAACAGCUGAACAACCUAUUUAUGAUUCGGGGAGCAACUUAACCAUGAAUAACAUUAGCAUUGUGAGAAAAGUUACUUUUUAAAUUAAUAACUAAAUUUUGUUUAAAAUAUAAGUGUGUUUUUUUUUUUCCGGAAUACAAGAUUUCCAUAAUUGCACAAGGAGUUUAAAGUUUUAAAUAUUUACCAGGAAAUUCAUUGUAACACAGAUCUUACGUAAAAGCAUUUCCCCACCCACCUGAGGGAAUAUUUAUUGCAGACUUUUUGUUCAGCAACAUUUAGUGUUUAAAUGAAAGUUGGACAGUUGAGUCUUAAAACCUUUAUUUGUAAAAUGAGUUAUGUACAAAUGUAAAGAUUUGUAACUUAAUGUAUUUACCACAUUGACGGUACUAAUUAUUUAGUAGUCACACUGAAAAUUUUUAUGUUAAUAACGGUGGAGUUCAGAGCCCAGCUGUUGGUCACAAUCACCUAAAGUUGUGUAUCUUAAGUGCCGCUGAAUUCCAUGUCUGAUGAUGACCCGUUUGGGCAUAUAUCCUGCUGGGUUAGACUAAAUAAAAUACUUUAUGUUUUUUGUGAAA